GGCCGCCAGGAGUCCGGGGGCGGGGCGUGCAGGUCCGACCCCGCCUCCCGCUCCCCGCCCCUCGCGCGCAGCCCGCUGCGGCCAUCUUUACUCAGGGCACAGAGGGUCUCUGCGGCCGUAGCGGCUGGGGCUGCGGUAGCCACUUUAGAUUUGGGCAAGGACUUUAGAUUCGGGCUCUGUUCUGUUUCCGCCGUCCCGCUUCCUGCCGAGGCUGGCCCAGGCAGCCGCGCUUCGAAGGACGCCGCCGGGAGCUGCGGAGCAUGCGUGGAGUGGCAGUGCUAACGGCUGGUGUCUCGCACCGUUGGCCUGUGAAGGUACGUGAAGCUGAAAGCCUGGAAUGGCUGGAAAGGGGUCAUCAGGCAGGCGGCCCCUGCUGCUGGGGCUGCUGAUGGCCGUAGCCACUGUCCACCUGGUCAUCUGUCCCUACACCAAAGUGGAGGAGAGCUUCAACCUGCAGGCCACACAUGACCUGCUCUACCACUGGCAAGACCUGGAGCAGUACGACCAUCUUGAGUUCCCCGGAGUCGUCCCCAGGACGUUCCUCGGGCCAGUGGUGAUCGCAGUGUUCUCCAGCCCCGCGGUUUACGUGCUUUCGCUGUUAGAAAUGUCCAAGUUUUACUCUCAGCUAAUAGUUAGAGGAGUGCUUGGACUCGGCGUGAUUUUUGGACUCUGGACGUUACAAAAGGAAGUGAGACGGCACUUCGGGGCCAUGGUGGCCACCAUGUUCUGCUGGGUGACGGCCAUGCAGUUCCACCUGAUGUUCUACUGCACGCGGACACUGCCCAAUGUGCUGGCCCUGCCUGUAGUCCUGCUGGCCCUCACGGCCUGGCUGCGGCACGAGUGGGCCCGCUUCAUCUGGCUGUCAGCCUUCGCCAUCAUCGUGUUCAGGGCGGAGCUGUGCCUGUUCCUGGGCCUCCUGCUGCUGCUGGCCUUGGGCAACCGAAAGGUUUCUGUAGUCAGAACGCUUCACCACGCCAUCCCAGCAGGGAUCCUCUGUUUAGGACUGACGGUUGCUGUGGACUCUUAUUUUUGGCGGCAGCUCACUUGGCCGGAAGGAAAGGUGCUUUGGUACAACACCGUCCUGAACAAAAGCUCCAACUGGGGGACCUCCCCGCUGCUGUGGUACUUCUACUCAGCCCUGCCCCGCGGCCUGGGCUGCAGCCUGCUCUUCAUCCCCCUGGGCUUGGUAGACAGAAGGACGCACGCACUGACGGUGCUGGCGCUGGGCUUUGUGGCACUCUACUCCCUCCUGCCACACAAGGAGCUACGCUUCAUCAUCUAUGCCUUCCCCAUGCUCAACAUCACGGCUGCCAGAGGCUGCUCCUACCUGCUGAAUAACUAUAAAAAGUCUUGGCUGUACAAAGCGGGGUCUCUGCUUGUGAUCGGACACCUCGUGGUGAAUGCCGCCUACUCGGCCACGGCCCUGUAUGUGUCCCAUUUCAACUACCCAGGUGGCGUCGCAAUGCAGAGGCUGCACCAGCUGGUGCCCCCCCAGACAGACGUCCUUCUGCACAUUGACGUGGCAGCCGCCCAGACAGGUGUGUCUCGGUUUCUCCAAGUCAACAGCGCCUGGAGGACUGUCAGCAACUGGAGGGCACAGACGGUUUGACCAUUGAGUGCCGGUUUCAACAAAUGUCCACCAACGAAAUGAAGGGAAUGUACGAGAUAAAAUGACUCUCCUAGUGUCAUUCAGGAAGGGCCACAUUUUCUGUUGAGUAAAGCAAGCCCUCAUUUUUUUCUGCAAUCCCCUUUUAUACACUGACUGUUACUCAGAACACUUCAACUAAAAAUACAGCAGCAUGAAGCUGAAAGCUUAAAAAAACAAACAAACAAAAAAACCAUAAAGGCAGGCUAGCUCAAGGGCCAGCAAACUUGCUGUUCUGGAAAGGGCCAAACAGUGAGUAUUUUCAGCCCUGUUUGUCCCUUUCAGUGGGCCUGUGGUCUCUGUCACAACUAUUCAAUUCUCCCGUCGCAGCCUGAAAGUAGCCAAGACAACAUGUUAAAAAAAAAAACAGCUGUGACUGUAUUCCAAGAAAAUUUCACUUAGAAAAAUGGGCAGAGUGCCGGACUGGGUCUGUGGUUGCAGCUUGCCCAUCGUGGACUAGACUAUAUGCUCUGUGAGACUAGAGACUGUGUCCACGGAAAUCUCUGUUGCAUUCCAGGAACUAGCCCAGGCCCUGGAAAAGGGAGGGCACUUCAUCUCAGUUGAAUGAAUGAGUGGAUACAAUUCUGCUACAGUUAGUUGUGCUGGCUUGUUUUGGAGAGAAAAUCCAUGAAGCUCAAUAUCCCAAAAUUCUAAGGAUAUUACCAUUCCAAAUACAAUCUUAAGAAACACAGGACUGCAAGCUGGUCGUGAGCACAGCUAAGCAAGAACUGUGGCUCCCUCCUAUCCUGUGCGCAAGCCUUUCUACACCAGGAUGACACUGGCCAGGGCUGCUGGCGAGGGAGAGAUGGGUGGGCCAUGGACCCCACCUCCUCUGCAGCCUCACGGGCACUGUCCCUGACCAGCCCUCCUGGGCACUCUGGAAGCAGGCUGUUCUCACGGGAACAAGCACACAGCUACCGGGUAAGAGGUCACCAGGAAGAGCGUGCACAGAGGCUGCGGCCAAGGCAACCCCUCAGGGCUGCCCACCGGCUCCUGCAUUCUGGCACCACUUGAACAUGAGACCUGGAAAGUCAUCACCAUGGCCAUGAUCAGAACUGUUGUUGUAAGAAUUACAUCUCCACUUCCCCGGAGCCCUGUCUGGGGUUAAGGUGAAAUUUCAAAUGCUGCCCAAGUAUGGGCUCUAGAUAAUGGACCACAAAGAAUAUGCCUGUUUUCUUAUCCUAAAAAUAAAAAGCCAGUGUCUGCCAGCACUAGAAAAUUGCAAAUAAAAAGUUUAAUUUCAGAAA
Pan troglodytes (chimpanzee) is the source of this 2892-nucleotide messenger RNA. RefSeq names its product ALG12 alpha-1,6-mannosyltransferase (gene ALG12). Gene Ontology annotation, biological process: protein N-linked glycosylation. The coding region runs from base 338 to 1609 and encodes 423 amino acids. Gene Ontology annotation, molecular function: alpha-1,6-mannosyltransferase activity. The transcript is spliced from 10 exons. Gene Ontology annotation, cellular component: endoplasmic reticulum membrane. The record is from RefSeq and is a predicted model, not a curated record. Lineage: Eukaryota; Metazoa; Chordata; Mammalia; Primates; Hominidae.